Drosophila kikkawai is the source of this 3928-nucleotide messenger RNA. RefSeq names its product ABC-type transporter snustorr (gene snu). Gene Ontology annotation, molecular function: ATP hydrolysis activity; ABC-type transporter activity; ATP binding. The record is from RefSeq and is a predicted model, not a curated record. Lineage: Eukaryota; Metazoa; Arthropoda; Insecta; Diptera; Drosophilidae. Gene Ontology annotation, cellular component: membrane.
GCCAAGCAGCCGCAAGUCCGACGUCUAAACGGCUUUUUUAGUUGCUCCCGAAACGCACGUGCAAAAGUGCAACUGCUCCGCUCCGCGCCCGUCGCUCUCGCUUUCGUUCGCUCACCGCGCUCCACUCGCUCUGUCUCUGUCCGUUUCAUUGGCAAAGUGUAAAGUGCAAAGCUAGCAACGGCGACGCCGACGCCGACGACGCAGCGGCUCAGCAUCAGCUCAGUUCAGCUCAGCCCCAGCUAAGCUCCACUCGAGGCAACGCGACUCAAGCCAACUCAGUUCAGCUCCGACCGCAGACCACGAAGUCAGUCUUAGUCGUACCCUCCAGCGCAGCGCAAGUGUCUCCGCGAUCUCCGCUCGGCUACCGCGAUUCCACACACACACACGGUGAAGAUAUUGCCCUUGCAGACCAUCAUCCGAGUGGCCCUUGUCGUCGCGCCCGCGUUCGUGUCCUAAGUCUUUCGUUUGUCCAGAGCAAUCCCAGCCAAGCUUAAGUGGAUUACGACGAAAUUGUGUGCAAACACCAGCGAACGCAAACCCACUUAGAACGCGCACUCAAUGUGUGCCCGCAACACAUAAGCCACAGCCGCACAUCCAGUUGGGCAUUGCAAAAGAUCGGUGUUAGCCAGUGUUCGCCCGGCAGCGAAGUAAAAGUAAACGCUUAACAAAGUAACUAGCAUUAGACAAAGGCAAAUAAAAAUUAAAGAAAUAGGCAAAGGUACAGACACCGCCACAGCCACAGCCACAAGCGCUAACGCAAAUAAAGCAACACCCACCAGCGGCGCUGAGCGAUUUCGACAAAUAAAAUGCUGAUAUCAACCAUUUCCACAGACUCCGCAAUGGCGGCCACAAACAACGAUGGCGGCACACAGCCCAAUGCCGUGGCUGCUUGGGGCGCUCCUGCCAACGGUCCCCGGAACACACAGGCGGCCGUGUCCGUGCGACAUGCCUUCAAGGCGUACGGCAAGAAGAAGAACGCCAACCAAGUGCUGAACAACCUGAACAUGACAGUGCCCAAGGGAACGAUCUAUGGCCUUCUGGGAGCCUCGGGAUGUGGCAAAACCACCCUGCUUUCCUGCAUUGUGGGUCGUCGUUACCUGGACUCUGGCGAGAUCUUUGUGCUGGGCGGUAAGCCAGGCACUCGGGGAUCAGGUGUUCCUGGAAAACGCGUGGGCUACAUGCCCCAGGAGAUUGCCUUGUAUGGAGAGUUUUCCAUCCAGGAAACCAUGAUGUACUUUGGCUGGAUUUUCGGCAUGGAGACCAAGGAGAUCAUGGAGCGUCUGCAGUUUCUGCUCAACUUUCUGGAUCUGCCCUCGGAGAAGCGCCUGGUGAAGAACCUGAGUGGUGGCCAGCAGCGCAGAGUGAGCUUCGCCGUGGCCCUGAUGCACGAUCCCGAGCUGCUGAUUCUCGAUGAGCCCACCGUGGGCGUGGAUCCUCUGCUGCGCCAGAGCAUCUGGAACCAUCUGGUGCACAUCACCAAGGCCGGCCAGAAGACGGUCAUCAUCACAACACAUUACAUUGAGGAGGCGCGACAGGCGCAUACGAUUGGUCUCAUGCGAUCGGGUCACUUGCUGGCCGAGGAAUCCCCAAGCGUCCUGCUCUCUAUGUACAAGUGCAUCAGCCUGGAGGAAGUGUUCCUCAAGCUGUCUCGCAUCCAGAGCCAGAAGGGCGAUGUAACCCACGUGAACUUCAGUAACAACAUCUCGUUGCACGCCAUGGCCUUCGGCAGCAAGAUGGACAAGCCCAGCUCCAGCCAGGAAGGCGGUGUUGUGGGUCUCAACUUCCACCAGAGCAAGGAGGUGCUCAUCAACGACAGCAACGGCUCGAUCUACACGCUCAACCAGGAGCCAUACAGCCCGCCGCCGUCGCGGCGCAACAACAACCCCAAUGAUGAGGAGAGCUGCCAGGACUGCUAUGCCAGCCUGUGCAAGGUCACCUCCAAGGGCAAGAUCCGCGCCUUGCUGACCAAGAACAUGCUCCGCAUGUGGCGCAACGUAGGCGUAAUGCUGUUCAUCUUUGCCCUGCCCGUCAUGCAGGUGAUCCUCUUCUGUCUGGCCAUCGGACGCGAUCCACAGGGCCUUAACCUGGCCAUAGUCAACGGGGAGAUGAACGACACGGUAGGGGAACACUGCUAUUGGGAGGAUGGUUGCCACUUCAAGAACCUGGGCUGUCGCUAUCUGAAUCAUCUGAACACGAGCGUUGUUAAAACAUAUUACACGGAUCUAGAGGACGCCAAGGAGGCAGUGCGGAUGGGCAACGCCUGGGGAGCCGUGUACAUCAGCGAAAACUUUACGGAUGCCUUUAUCGCACGCUCUAAUCUGGGGCGCGACGCCGACGAUGAGACCAUCGACUCCUCGGAGGUCAAGGUUUGGCUGGACAUGUCCAAUCAGCAGAUCGGCGUCAUGCUCAACCGCGACAUCCAGCUGGCCUUCCGUGACUUCGCCAUGGGGCUGCUCGGACAGUGCAACUACAAUCCCAAGCUUGGCGACGUGCCCAUUCAGUUCAGGGAGCCCAUCUAUGGCACCAUGAAUCCCUCGUUCACCGAUUUCGUUGCACCUGGCGUGAUCUUGACCAUUGUUUUCUUCUUGGCUGUUGCCUUGACGUCAUCGGCUCUGAUCAUCGAACGUACCGAGGGCUUGCUGGACCGCUCCUGGGUGGCUGGCGUCUCGCCCGGCGAGAUCCUCUUCUCGCACGUGAUCACCCAGUUCGUGGUGAUGUGCGGACAGACCACCCUGGUGCUGAUCUUCAUGCUGGUAGUGUUCGGCGUGACCAACAACGGCGAUCUCUUCUGGGUGAUUGUGCUGACGCUGCUGCAGGGUAUGUGUGGCAUGUGCUUUGGUUUCCUCAUCUCCUCCGUGUGCGAACUGGAGCGAAACGCCAUUCAGCUGGCGUUGGGCUCCUUCUACCCCACUCUGCUGCUGUCCGGCGUGAUCUGGCCCAUCGAGGGCAUGCCCGUGGUGCUGAGAUACAUCUCGCUGUGCCUGCCGCUGACGCUGGCCACCUCCUCGCUGCGCUCCAUCCUGACGCGCGGCUGGGCGAUAUUUGAGUCCGAUGUGUACAUCGGCUACCUGAGCACGCUCUCCUGGAUCCUGGGCUUCCUGAUCCUGACCCUUCUCGUGCUGCGCGCCAAGCGGGGCUAAGGGACCAGCCUACUUUUAGAAGCGUACUUUAGAUUGCGAUUAGUCGUCCUAGUUAGUUACCCCCCUACUUCGGCUUCACCUCCCCCAGCUUCCGACCCCCUGUCGUAUCCUGCGAGCCCCCGAUAUCCCUGUCUUCUGCCUAAAUGUCAUAAAUUAUUUAAGCACAUACGCAGCUUUCCUUAGCUUCCUACUCGGCACUCCCUCCUAGGCUAAGAUUCACACAUUUCGUAGUUUAAAGCGUAAGGUUUAGGUACCUAAAUGAAUUGUUUGUAAAUAUUUUGUGUCACGAAUUAUUCAGUAAUUUGUUGCUAGAUGUCCAUUACGUGCAACUCUGUUCUAGACCCUCUUGACUCCGAAACGGGCGAUUUAUCACACACAACUUAUUUUAUAUAUUUUUCAAUGGACUGUGAUUGUUUUUUUUUUACAUAUUGCACGCGAACGCACGUUGGCAAGCCUAAAGAAAAACAAAAAGAAAACACAAGAAAAUCGAACAAAAAGAAUGGUGGGUUUUGUUAGUAACAUUAAGUAGCUUAAAGCAUUUUUUGUAUGGGUUUAAGUUUUUUAAGGUAAAACAUAAUUAAAUACAAUAAUGUACCCCUACCCUAAAGAUUAUGUAAAAAGAGUAUAUAUUUCAGGAAAUAUUAUGCAUCGCAUAGGUAUUUCGCAACGAACUAAAACAAGAGCAAAAUGAACAACGAAAAAGUUAGUGGACGUUCUUAUUUAAGUAAAUCAUUAACUAUGUGAACGCAGUUAUGUAUAAAUAACAAUAAAAUCUAAAUAAAGAAAAA